GUCAUGGCUGAAGAAGUGAAGCUGUUCAAGACAUGGUCGAGUAUUUUUGGUCUGAGGAUUGUAUGGGCACUUAAAUUGAAGGGGAUCAAAUAUGAUUACGCAGAUGAAGAUAUCUCCAACAAGAGUUCUUUACUUCUCAAUUACAAUCCAAUCUAUAAAAAAGUUCCUGUACUUGUCCACAAUGGAAACCCAGUUGUGGAAUCACUUGUUAUUCUCGAAUACAUUGAAGAGACUUGGAAGCAAAACCCUCUGUUGCCUCAAGACCCUCUUCAGAGAGCCAUGGCUCGCUUUUGGGCCAGCUUUGGUGUGGACAAGAUUUUGCCUUCAAUGUGGGAUGCUUUCAUCAAAGAAGGCAAGGAACAAGAGGAAGCCUUUACUGCUACUACUGACAACUUCAACUACUUAGAAGAACAAUUGAAGGGGAAGAAAUUCUUCAAUGGAGAUACAAUUGGGUACUCAGACAUCACAUUGGGUUGGCUUGCAAACUUGACAUGUAUUUUUGAAGAAAUCACUCACACAACAUUGAUCGAUCGCGAGCGAUUUCCAUUGUUAUUUGGAUGGAUUCAUGACUUCUCAAAUGCUCCCAUAAUCAAAGAAACCUUGCCUCCUCAUGACAAGUUAAUCGACAAGUACAUCGCUCUUCGCAAGGCCUUCCAUGAAGCACAAACACAAAACGCAUGA
Messenger RNA from Tripterygium wilfordii, 681 nucleotides. RefSeq names its product probable glutathione S-transferase. Lineage: Eukaryota; Viridiplantae; Streptophyta; Magnoliopsida; Celastrales; Celastraceae. Gene Ontology annotation, molecular function: glutathione transferase activity. The transcript is spliced from 2 exons. The record is from RefSeq and is a predicted model, not a curated record. Gene Ontology annotation, biological process: glutathione metabolic process. Gene Ontology annotation, cellular component: cytoplasm. The coding region runs from base 4 to 681 and encodes 225 amino acids.